Messenger RNA from Neltuma alba, 964 nucleotides. RefSeq lists its product as uncharacterized. The record is from RefSeq and is a predicted model, not a curated record. The transcript is spliced from 2 exons. Bases 472 to 948 code for a protein of 158 amino acids. Lineage: Eukaryota; Viridiplantae; Streptophyta; Magnoliopsida; Fabales; Fabaceae.
AAUGAAUUGAAAGACUUUGGCUGUCAGGCAGAUCCAAGUUAGUUGAGGGCAAAUCCCUAACAGAAAAAAUGACAGAGCAAUGGAGAUUGAGAUUGUCAAAGAUCGUGGUGCGGAGAUUGAAGAGUGGUGAGGAUGAUCGGUUUGCGAAAGCCAAUGUCUCACUGGUAGAAGAAAGAUUCAAAAGCAAUCUCUACUGUAAUAGCGUCAAUUCGGGAGCUCUGUUUUUUCGAUCCAAAGACGGUGAGCCAUUCAAGGUUAAGUUGGAGCUAUCUUCAUGGCUUAUGCAUUCGCUAACUCCAAGGUGGUACUGGUAUAGUGAUGAAGGCUUUCUGAACCUAAUAUCUCUAAGGUAUGCUAAUUCCUGCUUGGUCCUGAUUUUGUUUGCUGAAAUUUUGUAUCAUCUUGAAGAGCUGGAAUUGGUUGAGGAGAGCUUCUGAAAUAUACAACAGCUAUCCUCUACAUGGGAAAGAAAUGGAAGGAAAGGAGAGUCUAAUGAGCCUAGAUUUGAUUUGGAAUAUUAUUCUAAAGAAGCAGGAUGAUUUGAGAUGGGUUCCACCUGGAGAAUAUGAUUGUCUUCUGAAGUCUCUGGUUUUAUCUUUUGUUAUAAAUAGAGUGUUGUGGUUAGAUGUUGGUGCUCUUAGGCUGAAUGAUGUAUGGACUAGUUCCUGUAUGCUGCUUGUCCUGGAGGUCCAUUUUGAAUUCCAGUGCAUUCCUCCCUCUCUUGUUUCAAGGGAGUGGAUUAAAGCUGUGAUUGAAGAUACAGCAUUGGCGUCAAAGAAGUUGGGCUCAUUUGUUGGGCAAGUGUCAAGACUACCACCUUUUAUAGCCGUUUUCUUGUUCAUUGAAGCAUUGGAAGUUGGCUUGCAUUAUUCAGCUGCAGAGUGUUCCAUUUUACUUUCAUUUAGAAUUCUUAUUUUGUGUUUUGUUGUUGACACUUUUUGGCCUUAGAGCCAGUUUUUUUUUU